Messenger RNA from Camelus dromedarius (Arabian camel), 4125 nucleotides. RefSeq names its product leucyl-tRNA synthetase 2, mitochondrial (gene LARS2). Gene Ontology annotation, biological process: leucyl-tRNA aminoacylation; mitochondrial translation. NCBI's taxonomy places the organism in Eukaryota, Metazoa, Chordata, Mammalia, Artiodactyla, Camelidae. Gene Ontology annotation, cellular component: mitochondrion. The record is from RefSeq and is a predicted model, not a curated record. Gene Ontology annotation, molecular function: ATP binding; leucine-tRNA ligase activity; aminoacyl-tRNA deacylase activity.
UGUCUGCGGCGGCCACCAUCAAUAAAGUUGUUGUUUUGCCAGCAUGGCGGCGCCCAUGGUGACAGACUGGUGUUCGCCUAAGGUGGGAAUCGAGGCGUAAGGAUCCGCAGGCUAGAGCCUGUGAGCAGGGCCUUCCUGCCUUCUGAAGAAUGGCUCCUGCUUGGCAGAGACUGGGUUUAUAUGCCUCUUUUCUGAAAAGACAGCCAAAUAGUGGGCCAGAUGUCAUCAAGUUGGGAAGGAGAGUGAUUCCGGGCUGUUUCAGAGAUAUUUACAGCGCCACAGGAAAGUGGACCAAGGAGUACACAUUGCAGACGAGAAAGGAUGUUGAGAAAUGGUGGCAUCAACGAAUAAAAGAACAGGCUUUCAAAAUUUCAGAAGCUGAUAAAUCAAAGCCUAAGUUUUACGUGCUUUCCAUGUUCCCCUAUCCUUCCGGCAAGCUGCACAUGGGCCACGUACGUGUGUACACCAUCAGUGACACCAUUGCCCGCUUCCAGAAGAUGAGAGGGAUGCAGGUCAUCAAUCCCAUGGGAUGGGAUGCAUUUGGGUUGCCUGCUGAAAAUGCUGCGAUUGAGAGGAAUCUACAUCCAGAAAGUUGGACACAAAGUAAUAUUAGACACAUGAGGAAACAGCUUGAUCGACUGGGCCUGUGCUUCAGCUGGGAUAGGGAAAUAACCACAUGUUUACCAGAUUACUACAAAUGGACUCAAUAUCUCUUUAUUAAACUCUAUGAAGCUGGACUGGCCUAUCAGAAGGAGGCCUUGGUUAACUGGGACCCAGUGGAUCAAACAGUGCUUGCCAAUGAGCAGGUGGAUGAACAAGGCUGUUCGUGGCGUUCUGGAGCCAAGGUGGAACAGAAGUACCUCAGACAGUGGUUUAUUAAGACAACUGCUUAUGCAAAGGCCAUGCAGGACGCGUUGGCAGACCUUCCGGAAUGGUACGGAAUAAAAGGCAUGCAGGCCCACUGGAUCGGGGACUGUGUGGGCUGCCACCUGGACUUCAUGUUAAAGGUUGAUGGGCAAGUCACAGGAGAAAAGCUGAGUGCCUACACGGCCACGCCUGAGGCCGUUUAUGGCACCUCCCACGUGGCCAUCUCUCCCAGCCACAGACUCUUACACGGGCAUGGCUCCUUGAAGGAAGUCUUUCGGAAGGCUCUCAUUCCUGGCAAAGAUUGCCUCGCGCCGGUGACGGCUGCAAACAUGCUCACCCAGCGGGAGGUCCCAAUCAUCAUCUUGGCCAAUGCUGGCUUUGAGGGCUCUCUGGAUGCAAAAAUAGGAAUUCCCAGCACCAGCUCAGAGGACACCAUCUUAGCCCAAACCCUGGGCCUCCCCUACUCUGAAGUCAUUGAAACACUGCCAGAUGGCACAGAGAGACUGAGCGGCUCUGCUGAGUUCACAGGUAUGAGCCGGCAGGAUGCAUUUCUAGCCCUGACUGAGAAAGCCCGGAGGAAGAGAGUGGGUGGAGACGUGACAAGUAAUAAACUGAAGGACUGGCUGGUCUCGAGGCAGCGGUACUGGGGCACACCCAUCCCCAUGGUCCACUGCCCGGCCUGCGGACCCGUGCCCGUGCCUCUGGAGGACUUGCCCGUGACUUUGCCCAGCAUCGCCUCUUUCACCGGCAAGGGAGGCUCCCCACUGGCUACGGCUUCCGAGUGGGUGAACUGCUCCUGCCCUAGGUGCAAGGGAGCAGCCACGAGGGAGACAGACACGAUGGAUACCUUUGUGGAUUCUGCUUGGUACUACUUCAGAUAUACUGACCCUCAUCUUCCUCCCAGCCCUUUCAGCACAGCGCUGGCAGAUUACUGGAUGCCUGUGGAUUUGUACAUUGGAGGGAAAGAACACGCUGUCAUGCACUUGUUCUAUGCGAGAUUCUUUAGUCAUUUUUGCCACAAUCAAAAAAUGGUUAAACACAGAGAGCCUUUUCAUAAGCUGCUGGCCCAAGGCCUUAUCAAGGGGCAGACAUUCCGCCUACCAUCUGGACAGUAUCUACAGCGAGAGGAGGUGGAUCUCACAGGCUCUGCUCCUGUUCAUGCAAGCACGAGGGAGAAGUUAGACGUGACUUGGGAGAAGAUGAGCAAAUCCAAGCACAACGGUGUGGACCCCGAGGAGGCGGUGGAACAGUAUGGCAUCGACACCAUCCGCCUCUACAUCCUUUUCGCCGCCCCUCCUGAGAAGGAUAUCUUGUGGGAUGUGAAGACCGAUGCGCUCCCCGGGGUGCUGAGAUGGCAGCAGCGUCUGUGGUCCUUGGCAACUCAAUUCAUCGAGGCCAGGGUUUCUGUGAAGGUUCCCAGGCCUGAGCUGUUGAGUAACGAGGAGAAAGCUGAAGCCAGGAAGCUGUGGGAGUACAAGAACUCAGUCAUCUCUCAGGUGACUGCCCAUUUCACAGAGGACUUCUCACUGAACUCGGCGAUUUCUCAUCUGAUGGGACUCAGCAGUGCCCUCUCGCAAGCUUCGCAGAGCGUUGUUCUCCACAGCCCUGAGUUCGAGGACACUCUGUGUGCCCUGAUGGUGAUGGCUGCUCCCAUGGCCCCUCACAUAACCUCGGAGCUCUGGGCAGGCCUGGCACUGGUGCCGAGGAAGCUGUGUGCCCACUAUGCCUGGGACGCCGGCGUGCUGAGUCAGGCCUGGCCGGCCGUGGACCCGCAGUUCCUCCAGCAGCCCGACGUCGUGCAGAUGGUGGUUCUGAUCAACAACAAAGCCUGCGGCAAAAUCCCUGUGCCCCAGCAAGUCGCCCGGGACCAGGACAAAGUCCACGAACUGGUUCUCCAAAGCGAGCUGGGUAUCAGGCUCUUACAAGGAAGAAGCAUCAAGAAGGCCUUCCUCUCCCCCAGAACUGCCCUCAUCAACUUCCUGGUGCAGGAGUGACUGCAGGGACACUGCAGCUGCCACAGGGCCUGUGAGGCCCCUCCUGCAGGCCUGGGGGGACGGGAAGGAGUCUGAGGCCCAGGGACAGGGAAAAGCCAAUGUCUUGAAUGUGUGUCUUCGUCCCCUGACAGGCUGGCGUCAACAGGGUACCUCUGCAGCGUGGCCUGGUGCAGGGGAGAGGGUGGGUGUGGGCAGAGGAGAAAUAUGAGGGUGGGCAGGGGGAGCCUGUUCCUCCCCUGACCAUUGCAGGGUUGGGGAAGCGUCAGGCCGCGGGUGAAGCCACUAGAGAUUCGGCUGGGCAGGAGCAGGAGGGAGAAAGGAGGAGCAAGUGAGGUGAGCACGAUGCCUCUCGAGCAGCCUGGGAGCCUGGACCCAGGAAACCACCGCCUUAGGCGCAUCCCAGGAACAUGAGGCUAAACAGGGGAACCACGGGGGCUCGGGAACAGCCACUGUCGAGCAGGUAACAGAGCCUCGGCAUCAUGGUGGGUGGUCUCCCACCCUCAGGUUAGUUGGAGAAGACAUUUGGGUCGUGUCCAAACAUCCACUGUGGAAUGGACACUGUGGUCUUCAGAAGCUGCUCAGAAUCGAGGCAAGUGGUGUUAGUCCCGCUGCCAGCAUCCCCACCGCCCCUCAGCCCUGCCGGGCGGGCUGCUUCCUCCCCAGCGCAGCUGGACGCUGAGACUCAGGCUCUUGGGUGAAGCACCGCUUCCUGCUGUGACCGGUGAGCAGCACUUCCUAACCACUCCCUCAGGGUAUAAAAUUUGCUGUGAAGUGAAGCGGAACCAAGCUGGUUCCAAUCCUAGACAGAACCCAUCUCGGAGCCCGCUGCUGCCAGACAGGGAGUCUGCUCACGUGAGCCCCAGAUGGCGAUGCCACCGUGGGUGUGGUCCCCAGAGGCAGUCAUGAAGAAGAGCAAGUUCAGCGCAGAGGGUGGGACGGAUGCCACCCGGGCACCACCUCCUGUGUUUGAGCCAGAGCAAUCAGGCUGCCAGGGAGACACCAGGACUGGACCCGUGUCACUGCAUAUUAGGGUAAUCCUGGCUUUCUGUGAAGUCAGCACGGGUGGUCUCACCAGAACUGGCCUAAGCCACUGAUUACUAUUUAAUGGGGGGAGGAGGAGGAGAAUCUAGCCAUUCUGUGGCGCUGAAAAUCUGUGUUUGUUCUCUGAUGGCUUUUUCUGAAGUAGCCUCAGAUGUGGUCCCCUGCAGUUCAGCAGUUAACAGAUGAUUUUUUUUUAAUGGAAUAAAGUGUUUGUCAUGUACGA